Molecule: messenger RNA, 1310 nt
Organism: Manis pentadactyla (Chinese pangolin)
Lineage: Eukaryota; Metazoa; Chordata; Mammalia; Pholidota; Manidae
Gene: PRLHR
Product: prolactin releasing hormone receptor
Exons: 2
Coding region: 189-1307 (372 amino acids)
Biological process (GO): G protein-coupled receptor signaling pathway
Cellular component (GO): neuron projection; plasma membrane
Molecular function (GO): neuropeptide binding; neuropeptide Y receptor activity
Source: RefSeq, a predicted model, not a curated record
GGGGAGGCGCUCCCAGUUCCUCUCAAAAACUGCGAGCCCACUGGGAACUCCUGGAUCUGUUCAGCUCCCGCGGAGAUCCUAAAAGCUUGCACCGCAAUCCCGAGCGGAGGAUCACUAGGGAAAAGCGGGUUUCCGUCCGCUCCUCCCUCCCCCGAGCACUUUCCCGCCCUCCAGGCCCCACUCACCAGAUGACCAUGGCCUCACUGCCAUCUCAGGGCUCCUGGGUCCCUGACUUACAAUCUGGGCUGCCAUCGCCAUCCUCACCUCCGGUCAACCACAGCGCAGAGCCCGCAGCGGGCAAUGGGUCAGCAGGUGGCGCAGGCGCUCAGGCCGUCCCUCCCUUCCAGGGCCUGCAGCUGGUUCAUCAGCUGAAGGGGCUGAUUGUGCUGCUCUACAGCAUCGUGGUGGUCGUGGGGCUGGUGGGCAACUGCCUACUGGUACUGGUGAUCGCGCGGGUGCGUCGGCUGCACAACGUGACCAACUUCCUCAUCGGCAACCUGGCCUUGUCCGACGUGCUCAUGUGUGCCGCCUGCGUGCCGCUCACGCUGGCCUAUGCCUUCGAGCCACGCGGCUGGGUGUUCGGCGGCGGUCUGUGCCACCUGGUCUUCUUCCUGCAGCCUGUCACCGUGUACGUGUCCGUGUUCACGCUCACCACCAUCGCGGUGGACCGCUAUGUCGUGCUGGUGCACCCGCUGCGCCGGCGCAUUUCCCUGCGCCUCAGCGCCUACGCGGUGCUGGCCAUCUGGGCGCUGUCCGCGGUGCUGGCGCUGCCUGCCGCCCUGCACACGUACCACAUCGAACUCAAGCCACAUCGCGUGCGCCUCUGCGAGGAAUUUUGGGGGUCCCAGGAACGCCAGCGCCAGCUCUACGCUUGGGGGCUGCUGCUUGUCACCUACCUGCUCCCCCUGCUGGUCAUCCUCCUGUCUUACGUCCGGGUGUCGGUGAAGCUCCGGAACCGCGUGGUGCCAGGCUGCGUGACCCAGAGCCAGGCUGACUGGGAUCGCGCGCGUCGCCGUCGCACCUUCUGCCUGCUGGUGGUGGUCGUGGUGGUGUUCGCCGUCUGCUGGCUGCCGCUACACGUCUUCAACCUGCUGCGGGACCUCGACCCCAGCGCAAUCGACCCCUAUGCCUUCGGGCUAGUGCAGCUGCUCUGCCACUGGCUAGCCAUGAGCUCUGCCUGCUACAACCCUUUCAUCUACGCCUGGUUGCACGACAGCUUCCGCGAGGAGCUGCGCAAGCUGUUGCUCACCUGGCCUAGCAAGAUCGUGCUGCCCCGCCAGAGCACGACAGUCAGUGUGGUCAUCUGAUGC